UACACGUUACUAAAGGUAGAAAGAAGUCCAGGGUGCAACUGCUCCGCGGAGCAAAAGGAUUUUAUUUUCGUUGUGAGCUCAAUUUCUAUUAAGUAUUGUCUGAAGACCCCCCAAAAAAUCUCCCAAGAAGUGCGCUCUAUUUCGCACGUGAUUUUUUUCCCUCUUGUUUUGGGAUACAAGACAGUUUUCCUCUAUUGGAUAUCUGGCGCUGUCCGCUAUACUUUCUUGGCAGAAGAAGAAACAAUUCCCGCAAUGGCUCAUUUGUUAUUCGCGUGUUUUUUGGCGUUGCUAUCAACGAAACUGGUCGAGUCGUCUGGUGUGUUUGAGUUGAAAGUACACUCCUUCAGUAGUACCCGAAGUGUCUGCAAACGGUCUAGGGACUGCCAGAUAUUCUUCCGAGUCUGUCUUAAACAUUCUCAAGAUGUCAUCUCAUCUGAGCCCCCCUGCACAUAUGGCAUGGGACUGACCGAAAUCUUCAGUGCUGACCAGAGCUCCAUCUCCAGUAGCGAACCCAUCAGAGUGCCUUUCCAUUUCAAGUGGCCGGGUACAUUCUCGCUUAUUGUUGAAGCCUGGAACGCAGAGUCCUCCGACGGACAGUCCACAGAAAACCAGAACAACUUGAUCAGCCGCUUGGCCACCCGUAGAAGACUAGACAUUGGCGAGGAUUGGUCACAGGAUGUGCAUUUUGAAGAGCAAAGUGAACUUCGUUAUUCUUACCACGUUGUCUGUGAUGAACACUACCACGGUGAGAGCUGCUCAGACUACUGCCGUCCCCGUGACGACCCUUUCGGACACUACACUUGUGAUGACGCGGGCGCCAGAAUGUGCCUUUCGGGUUGGAAAGGAGAAUAUUGCUCAGAAUCCAUCUGCUUGUCUGGCUGCAAUGAGAAGCAUGGUUAUUGUGAGGCCCCAGGCGAGUGCAAGUGCCGCCUCGGGUGGCAGGGACCCCUCUGUGACGAGUGUGUCCGCUAUCCUGGCUGCUUGCAUGGCACCUGUGGCCAGCCGUGGCAGUGCGACUGUAAAGAGGGCUGGGGAGGACUGUUCUGCAACCAGGACCUCAACUACUGCACCAACCACAAGCCCUGCACGAACGAUGCUCCCUGCACCAACACAGGCCAGGGCAGUUACACCUGUACAUGCAGGCCGGGCUUCAGUGGGAACAAUUGUGAGAUCGAAACCAACGAGUGUGACAGCAACCCCUGCAAGAACGGAGGCAGCUGCGAUGAUCUGGAGAAUGACUACACCUGCACCUGCCCCCAAGGCUUCUACGGGAAGAACUGUGAGAUCAGUGCGAUGACCUGUGCCGACGGGCCCUGCUUCAAUGGUGGCACCUGCAUGCAGCAGGUGACAGGUGGUUACUCCUGCCGCUGUCCUGCCGGCUACAUGGGCUCCAACUGCGAGAAGAAGAUUGACCGCUGCAGCAAUGGCCCCUGUGCUAACGGUGGCCAGUGCCUGGAUCUGGGCCACAGUUUGAUGUGCCGUUGUCAUCCUGGCUUCACUGGGCCGCGCUGCAAGACCAACAACGAUGACUGCGCCCACAACCCCUGCCGCAACGCCGGUACCUGCGUGGAUGGCAUCAAUGACUUUACCUGCACCUGCACCCUGGGCUUCACCAGCAAGGACUGCAGCAUCCGUGCCGAUGCAUGCUCCGUCUUCCCCUGCCAGAAUGGAGGCACCUGCUACACCCACUUCUCCGGACCCGUGUGCCAGUGCCCGGCCGGCUUCAUGGGAUCCCGUUGCGAGUUCAGCCUCAAACCCACUGCCAAGCCCAAGGCAGAUGGUUUGCCUGCAGCCUUGGUUGUCUCCUUUGCCCUGGGCCUGGUCACCCUCACCCUGGUGGUGUGUGCUGCCAUCAUGGUCCUAAGCCAGAUGAGGCAUGGGAGGAAGGCCACGGCGUCUUCUGUUCGUAACGACCUGGAGACUUUCAACAACAACCAGCCCAUAGGUGGUUCCAAACCCCUGUCCAGCCUCCGAGAGAAGGAAACCUUCCUCAUCCCCGGCGGCCAUUACAAGGUGUCUAAUAAGGAUAAAGCGCUGACCUCGGCCCCCGCAGACAAACAUGGAGACAAGGCGGCUUACAAGCAGAAGAUGGUUGACUACAACAUGGACAAGGAGGAAGACUGUCAUGCGAAGAACAAAUGUGACCGGAAGAAAUCAGAAGGCAGCAUAAUAGUUCCACCAAUGAGCUUCCCUAAAGGCUUGUACCACCCAGUCUUCGUCAUCCAGACAGAACAGCAAACUGAACCGUGUGUCUUUGCUACUGAGGUUUAACAACAGUAUUCUGACACCAGGAGUACCUUGACCAACAAGGGCUUUGCCUGAACAUGUUUACAGUCUUUCAAAGACAAUUCAAAAUAAUUGAAGAGGAUAUAUUAAAUCAACAUGUAUUAUUUAAUAUUUAUUCAUGCUGCUCAUUAAAAAUGAACUUUUUUCACAACAUUGACAAUGUUUGGAUACAAUACGUGAAAAGCGGAAGCUGGAGAGUAGAAUGUAUGUUCCGGCAUCAUUUGCACUGUAUUUUUAAAUAUAAUUUGCUUUCCAUUAAAAAUGAACAAAAAUAAAACUUUCCUCGGAAGAGGGCCAAGGAUUCACCAAUUACAGAGAAGCAGGACUUUUUACUCUCUUGAUGCCUUAUCGAAAAGAAAACGACAUCUCAAAUAAUCUAGAGGGACCUUUUUACAACCCAUGAAUAAGAUGCCACUACAAUCCACUUGAGAAUCGGAAGUAACAGCAAGGACAUUUUCGUGGCCUCUUUUCUAUUUUUUUUACUGUCAAAGCGGGAAACAAUGUUCUAGCUGUCAAAGAACUGAAGAUGAAGGUUUACUGAAAGCUUAGAUGGACAGUUGGCUAUAGAUAUUGGAGUCUGGAGUGGCCGGAUGUCAUAUCUUGGCCUUCUGGUCCCUAAACUGGACUCCCUUUACGUUUGGAAAUGAAUCACCAAUGUGCCCCAUCUUUCAGAGCAUUACAUAUAUACUUAGGGAAGUCAAUCUUAUCAAGUGCCUGAUCUUUGAAUUAUGCUAUGACUUAAGGGAAAUGGUACUGAUCUUACACACUGACAUUUCUUUUUGUGUUUGUUUGAUACUCUCGUUUUUUUUUUUUUUUUUUACAAACACACUAGAAAGUCUUAUAUGAUCCGGUUGACAGUCAUAGUGCAUUGUACAGUUUUUUUUUCCCGUCAUUUUUUUCCCUCAAUGCCUUUCAAUAUACAAUUUCCAUCUUGUCAAACACCCAGUGCUUUAUGACAUUCCCUUGACUUGAAUGAAGUGUGUUGUGCAUAAAGACUGCUUCCCCCUAUGACGGAAUAUCAUAUCGUUUUAACCGACAGUGCUGGAUCUUGAAAAAAGUAUUUCUUUUUUUUUGCAGAAUGAAGGACUCCAAAGAGGGGUUGUUCUUUUUCCUUUCAAACCAAAUAGAUAUGUAUUUUUAAUAUUUGUAUUAUUGUCCUCUUUAAUUUAACAAUGCAAUGUGUACAUAACCAUGAAAUAUUCUUUCUAUUUAAUUUGUUUGUACAUCAUUUGUAUUUAUGAAGAGAAUUGUAUAUACGUCUAUGUUAUGUGCUUAUUGUCACAAAGUCCCAAAAAUAUAUAUUUUUCAUAAUAAAUCAGAAAAAAACA
Oncorhynchus nerka (sockeye salmon) is the source of this 3614-nucleotide messenger RNA. Its product is annotated as delta-like protein C. Gene Ontology annotation, biological process: multicellular organism development; negative regulation of Notch signaling pathway; Notch signaling pathway. The transcript is spliced from 9 exons. NCBI's taxonomy places the organism in Eukaryota, Metazoa, Chordata, Actinopteri, Salmoniformes, Salmonidae. The coding region runs from base 253 to 2271 and encodes 672 amino acids. The record is from RefSeq and is a predicted model, not a curated record. Gene Ontology annotation, cellular component: plasma membrane. Gene Ontology annotation, molecular function: Notch binding; calcium ion binding.